AUGGGGAUACUAUUAAACGACUCGAUACUUUACACUCUUUGUUUCGCUGAUGAUCAAAUAAUACUAGCUCAAGACUACGAGGAUCUGGAAUAUAUGACCCGCAAACUAAUUGAAAAGUAUAACAAGUGGGGGCUGGAGGUAAACCUUAAGAAGACGGAAUAUAUGUGUAUCGGCGGCGAACAACAGAACAUAAUCCUAGAACAGCAACAGCAAGAAAUAAAACACUGCCAAAAAUAUAAAUACCUUGGCAUGCACAUUACCACCCUUGGUAGCCUUGAUGAGGAAAUUAAGUUCAGAAACAACCAGGGUAGACAAGCAAUUAGACAACUCAACAGUAUUUUAUGGGAUAAGGCGGUAUCAACACAAAAUUUAUAA
Sitophilus oryzae (rice weevil) is the source of this 375-nucleotide messenger RNA. RefSeq lists its product as uncharacterized. Bases 1 to 375 code for a protein of 124 amino acids. The transcript has a single exon. NCBI's taxonomy places the organism in Eukaryota, Metazoa, Arthropoda, Insecta, Coleoptera, Curculionidae. The record is from RefSeq and is a predicted model, not a curated record.